AUGGGCACAACGCGUUCUGCGCCCCAUUUUCAGCCGAAUCUUCCAAUUGAAAAUCUCGCAAGAAAGCGUAAAUUAUCUGCAGUGACAUUUUUAGUUUUUGGAAUUUUAUUACUGAGCUCGGGCGCAUUAUUAGCCAGUUUCCAAAAACAACGUUUUUCUGUCUCAUUUAUUGUUUUCGGUGCCAUCAGUAUUGCCUUUUCCUUUAUUUAUUGGAUUAGUGCAGAAAGAAUCUUAUCAGCAUUGAGAGAAGUAAAUGCUGAGCGUUUUCAAAAUGCACGUCAUCAAGGAAGGAUAUAUUUUGAAGGAGUGAAUGAUGGCGGACGUAAUGUUGAUCGCUGCCAAGAUCUCCCAAGUUACGAACAAAGUGUUUUGCCUGUACCAGAUGUGUUGCCGCCUGCUUACGAGGAUGCAGUCAAACAAAAAUCAAAUAAUCAGUCUCCUAUAUGCAGUAUUCGAACUGUUCAACCACAACAACAGCAUCAACAACCAAUUAAUUCAAUAUCUUCAAGGAUCUCUUAUAAUAGAAUAACCAGUAGCAAUGCUAACUCAAGACCAGUGAAUAGUUCAUCUUCUGGAAAUGGUCGUCCAAGGAUAGACACUGAGAAAAAACGUUCAGCUAAUAACUCGCUGACAACUAGAACAACACCUUCUGGAGCCGCAGCUACUUCUAACACGACUACACCGUUACCAUUGUUACCAACAGUUCAUUCAUCACCAAAUAAAAUAUGA
Molecule: messenger RNA, 729 nt
Organism: Didymodactylos carnosus
Lineage: Eukaryota; Metazoa; Rotifera; Eurotatoria; Philodinida; Philodinidae
Source: the annotation of a GenBank genome assembly